Molecule: messenger RNA, 1410 nt
Organism: Eucalyptus grandis
Lineage: Eukaryota; Viridiplantae; Streptophyta; Magnoliopsida; Myrtales; Myrtaceae
Product: N-acetyl-D-glucosamine kinase-like
Source: RefSeq, a predicted model, not a curated record
GAUAGCCGUGAGGCGAUGAAGAGGUACAGGAACGGCGAGAUUUGGGACUUCGAGCACGAAAUGCCGGUGGUGGGUGGCAACGACGAGGUGGUUCUUGGGCUGGACGGCGGGACGACGUCGACGGUGUGUAUCUGCAUGCCCCUGCUCCGGGUCGCCGACCCUUUCCCCGACCCUUUGCCCGUUCUGGCCAGAGCCGUCGCGGGUUGCUCCAAUCACAACAGUGUCGGGGAAGCUGCUGCAAGGGAGACUGAGCAAGUUAUGGCAGAUGCUCUUGCUAAAUCUGGUUCUAAUCGAUCAGCUGUCCGGGCAGUUUGUCUAGCCGUGUCUGGUGUUAACCAUCCAACUGAUCAGCAGAGAAUAGUAAAUUGGCUCAGGGAGAUGUUCCCGAGCUAUGUUAGGCUCUAUGUUCAAAAUGAUGCUGUCGCAGCUCUGGCGAGUGGAACCCUGGGAAAGCUUCAUGGAUGUGUUUUAAUUGCUGGUACUGGCACCAUCGCUUAUGGAUUUACAGAAGAUGGAAGAGAAGCUCGGGCUGCUGGUGCGGGCCCCACCUUAGGUGACUGGGGAAGUGGUUAUGGAAUAGCUGCACAGGCAUUAACGGCAGUAAUUAGGGCUUAUGAUGGUCGUGGGCCAGAAACAAAUCUGACUUCCAGCAUAUUAGAGAAGAUUGGCCUUUCUUCCCCAGAUGAAUUAAUUGGGUGGACCUACGCAGAUCCAUCUUGGGCUCGCAUUGCAGCCCUUGUCCCAGUUGUGGUGUCUUGUGCAGAGGCAGGGGAUGAAGUCGCUAACAGGAUUUUAGUUGAAUCUGUCCAAGAGUUGGCUUUAAGUGUGAAAGCUGUUGUUGAAAGACUUCGUCUGUGUGGUGAAGAUGGAAAAGAUUCUUUCCCCCUUGUCAUGGUGGGUGGUGUUCUUGAAGCGAAGAAGAGGUGGGAUAUUGGCAAAGAAGUCAUAAACUGCAUCUCCAAGGAGUUCCCUGGAGUAUUUCCUAUCAGGCCAAAGGUGGAGCCUGCGGUUGGGGCAGCAUUGCUGGCUCGUAAUUUUUACAUGAAAGAAUUCUGCAAGGAGCUAUAGAAGUCCCAUUCUUGAAGAUUCGCUAGAGUCGACCCAAUUGUACAGUAGGAUAACAAUGAGGUUUUCUAGCGUUGCCAAAACACGAACACAUCGGACAGAGGAAACGACAAUUUGAGACGAAAACCGGUCCGAGUCUGGUGAAAGGGUUCAUAGGUUCCCUCUCCAUUCUCUCUCUCUCUCUCUCUGAGGUCAUUCUUUUCAGCAGAUAGUUUUUCACUUCCUGGGUGAAACAUGCUGCAACGCUACCGUGAGUCCAUGAUUGGUGAAAUUAGUCCGUGUGCUUGUAUUUGUUUUGCUGUCGAUGAUUAGUUUUGAUGCAUUUAAGCAUCCCUCUUGUCGCCA